This is a messenger RNA of Numida meleagris (helmeted guineafowl), 5527 nucleotides long. It is a transcript of the gene CDK12, whose product is annotated as cyclin dependent kinase 12. Lineage: Eukaryota; Metazoa; Chordata; Aves; Galliformes; Numididae. The record is from RefSeq and is a predicted model, not a curated record. Gene Ontology annotation, molecular function: RNA polymerase II CTD heptapeptide repeat kinase activity; cyclin-dependent protein serine/threonine kinase activity; ATP binding. Gene Ontology annotation, cellular component: nucleus; cyclin/CDK positive transcription elongation factor complex. Gene Ontology annotation, biological process: transcription elongation by RNA polymerase II; positive regulation of transcription elongation by RNA polymerase II; protein phosphorylation. Bases 601 to 5043 code for a protein of 1480 amino acids. The transcript is spliced from 14 exons.
CCCCGUGCCUGAGUAAAGUUCGUUCGCGGCUCUCGCGAGACGACAGUGCGCGCGCGCAUUCCCCUCCGCCUUUCCUCUUCUCAUCGCUUGAAAUCUCGCGGGGGAGGGCUCAGGUUGGCUCUCGCGAGAAGCAGCCGUUAUCUCGCGAGAGUUGGCGGGUGCCCCCCUUGGCCGCGGAGCCGUUUCGCUUUGGGAAGUGAGCGGGGGGCGCUGGGGCCGGGCCGGGGCGGCGGGGCCUAGGGCCGCGCGGUGGGGCCCGGUGCUGAGGGUGGGGACAGGGCGGGAGGGGACAGGGCGGGAGGGGAGGGAUCGUGGGCCCAGGUCCCGCCUUCCCGGGGCUCCCCCCGCGGCGGUGCUGCCCUCCGGGCCUGGGCCCCUCGGAUGAGGCGUUGAGGCCCGGUGCCCUUCCCCGCCCCUCCCGGUUCCGCUCCCUGUUCUCCUCUUCCGCCCCGCGCUCUCCGCCCCGCUCCCCAUGCAGCAGGGGGUGCCGGCGGCAGGGGGGCGGUGAAUGGUGCGAACAGAGGGCGCUGAGGGAGUUUGAAGUUCGGGGGUUUUGGAGGAGUGCUCCCCCUCCCCCUGUCCGAGCACAGUGGAGGAGGAAUGCCAAACCCGGAGAGACAUGGGGGCAAGAAGGAUGGGGGCGGCGGGGGGGCCUCGCAGCACGCGGCGGGCAGCGGCAGCUCCAACAGCAAGGAGAGGCACCGGCCGGCUUCCAGGCACAAGAGGCACAAGUCCCGGCACUCCAAGGAGUCACCAUUGGCGGCCCAGGAGACGGCGGCACCCCUGGGCGCUGUGAUCAAACCGCUGGUGGAGUACGAUGACAUCAGUUCGGAUUCGGACACCUUCUCGGAUGAUGUGGCCCUCAAGUUGGACAGGAGGGAGAACGAGGAGAGGAAAGCGGACCGGAGCGAAAGGACGCAGAAGCACCGGCACCACCAGCACAAGCGCAUCCGUGAGCUGAUGAAGAGCAAACAGGCAGAGAAAGAGAGGAAGUUGGAAAAGAACCUGGAGGCCUCCAGCAGGUCCAGGUCUACCAAGGACAGGGUAUCGGGAUCCUCCAAGAGACUGCUUGAAAGCGAGGAGCACCCGAAGGCGCUGUCCUCAAAGAGCAGCAACAAGGAGUCCCGCUCAGCCAAAGCGCACAAAGAGAAGUCCAGGAAGGAUCGGGAGCUCAAGUCCAGCCACAAAGAGCGCAGUAAAAGCCAUCGGAAAAGGGAUGCUCCCAAAAGUUAUAAAACCGUUGAUAGUCCAAAACGGAAAUCCAGAAGUCCCCACAGAAAAUGGUCGGACAGCCCUAAAUUGGAUGACAGCCCUUCUGGAGCUUCCUACAUCCAGGAGUAUGACCUCAGUCCGCCCCGCUCUCAUACGUCCAGUAACUACGAUCCCUACAGGAAGAGCCCCGGCGGCUCAUCACGUCGGCAGUCCAUCAGCCCACCCUACAAGGAACCCGUGGCCUACCAGUCCAACACGCGGUCUCCCAGUCCCUACAGCCGGAGGCAGAGGUCCAUAAGCCCCUACAACAGGAGGCGCUCCUCGAGCUAUGAGAGAGGGAGUGGAUCGUACAGCGGGCGCUCACCGAGUCCCUAUGGCCGAAGGCGCUCCAGCAGCCCUUUCACCGCCAAGCGCUCCAUGAGCCGAAGCCCCAUAGCCAGGAAGUCUGUGAAGUCCCGAAGCCGAAGCCCGGGAUAUUCAAGACACUCAUCAUCUCACAGCAAAAAGCAGAGGUCUGGCUCGCGCAGUCGCCAUUCCAGUAUAUCACCCACGAGGCUGCCCCUGAACUCCAGUCUGGGGGCAGAGCUCAGCAGGAAGAAAAAGGAACGAGCAGCAGCGGCAGCAGCGGCUGCGAAGGUGGAUGGGAAGGAGGCGAAGGGCUCCCCUGUUUUCCUGUCUAAGAAGGAGAACAGCUUGGCUGAACUUAAGGAAUCUGGAACAGAAUCUAAAAAGGUCAUCAAAACUGUUAGGUCUGAAAAAUCAUCUUCAGAUACAGAAUUAGUGAAUUUACUGUGUUCAAAUGCAGAGACUAAAGCACCUGCAGAGACGACGAAAACCAAGGCGGAGGAGAACUCGGACAGGAAACAUCCCGUUCCAGUUAGAGAUUCAAAACAGCCGGGAACAAAAGACUUGAAGCCUGUAGCAGUGACAGAGGACCUUCGAUCUCCAAAGGAGAUGGACACAGCAGAGAAGGAGAUUCCACCCCCGCUGCCCUCGAUAAAAUCACCUCCUCCACCUCUGCCGACAACCACACCUCCGCCUCCGACUCCACCGCUGCCACCUUUGCCUCCGUCACCUGCCGUUCCGCCUUUGCCUCCAUCCCAGCAUACUCCCGUUCAGGUCCCUCCUUCAGCCCCAACGUCUUUGCCAUCUUCUUCCCACCCAAGGACGUCUACUUUAUCCUCUCAGGUGAACUCCCAGUCCUCUGUCCAAGCCGCUACAAAAACACAAGCGUCUGUCACGGCUGCUAUCCCACACCUGAAAACUUCAACGUUGCCUCCGCUUCCGCUCCCCCCUAUUUUAGUUGGGGAAGAUGACUUGGAUAGUCCAAAAGAGAUUCUUCCUCCAAAACCUGUGAAGAAAGAUAGAGAGCAGAGACCACGACACUUACUCACGGACCUCCCGCUCCCUCCAGAGCUCCCUGGAGGGGAUCCAUCUCCUCCUGACUCCCCGGAACCAAAGGCAGCCACACCACCUCAGCAACCCUUCAAAAAGAGACCAAAAAUCUGUUGUCCUCGGUAUGGGGAAAGGAGACAGACAGAAAGCGACUGGGGGAAGCGUUGUGUGGACAAGUUUGAUAUCAUCGGGAUUAUCGGAGAGGGGACGUAUGGGCAGGUGUACAAAGCCAAGGACAAGGACACAGGUGAAUUGGUAGCUCUCAAGAAGGUGCGACUGGACAAUGAGAAGGAAGGCUUCCCCAUCACGGCCAUCCGCGAGAUCAAAAUCCUUCGGCAGCUGAUCCACCGCAGCGUUGUUAACAUGAAGGAAAUCGUCACGGACAAACAAGAUGCACUGGAUUUCAAAAAGGACAAAGGUGCCUUUUACCUUGUAUUUGAGUACAUGGACCAUGACCUAAUGGGGCUGCUAGAAUCUGGCUUGGUACAUUUCUCAGAGGACCAUAUCAAGUCUUUCAUGAAACAGUUAAUGGAAGGUCUGGAUUACUGUCACAAAAAGAAUUUCCUUCAUCGAGAUAUUAAGUGCUCCAACAUCUUGUUGAACAACAGUGGGCAAAUCAAACUUGCAGAUUUUGGACUUGCCCGACUCUACAGCUCGGAGGAGAGCCGUCCAUACACGAAUAAAGUCAUUACAUUAUGGUAUCGACCUCCAGAAUUGCUGCUAGGUGAGGAGCGUUACACGCCAGCCAUAGAUGUGUGGAGCUGUGGCUGUAUCCUCGGGGAACUGUUUACAAAGAAGCCUAUUUUUCAAGCCAAUCUGGAACUGGCUCAGCUUGAAUUAAUCAGCCGGCUCUGUGGGAGCCCCUGUCCGGCAGUGUGGCCCGAUGUCAUCAAGUUGCCCUACUUCAACACUAUGAAACCGAAGAAGCAAUACCGAAGGCGCCUGCGUGAGGAGUUCUCCUUCAUUCCUUCGUCUGCUCUCGACCUGCUGGACCACAUGCUGACGCUAGACCCUGGCAAGCGCUGCACAGCAGAGCAGGCCCUGCAGAGUGACUUCCUUAAGGAUGUUGACCUCAGCAAAAUGGCACCUCCAGACCUUCCCCACUGGCAGGAUUGCCACGAGCUGUGGAGCAAGAAACGGCGACGGCAGCGGCAGAGCGGGAUUGCAGUGGAGGAGCCACCGUUAUCAAAAGUUUCUCGGAAAGAAACUACCUCUGUUACAAGCACAGACACUGUCAAAAACAACAGCAGUCCUGUGCACCCACAGCCUGCCCAGCUCAAAACAGAGGCUGGUGCUGCAGAUGCAGUAGCAGGCCUUGGAGAAAUCACCCAGCAGCUGAAUCAGAGUGAACUAGCUGUUUUACUGAACUUGCUGCAGAGCCAGACUGAUUUGAGUGUCCCACAGAUGGCCCAGCUGUUAAAUGUACACUCUAACCCAGAGAUGCAGCAGCAGCUGGAGGCUCUCAACCAGUCCAUCAACGCUCUGACAGAAGCCACAACUCAGCAGCAGGAGUCUCAGGCAGCAGCAGCAGAGGAAGCCAUAGAAGAGCCACCCACGGAGGCCCAGCCACCGGAGGAGCAGGUGACUCCAGAAGCAGCCGGUGCUCAGGGAGACAUGCAGAACGUGCUGGCCGUUCUGCUCAGUCAGCUGAUGAAGAGCCAGGAGCCGGUUAUAACCCUGGAGGAGAGCAACGGGGAGAAGAGCAGCGAGCAGCGGGGGCCGAGAAAAACCCCUACAGUGCAUCAGGAGGAAAGUACAGCAUGUCCUCCUCGCGUUCUCCCACCAGAGAAGAGGCCCCCCGAGCCCCCGGGACCGCCGCCGCCGCCGCCUCUCUCCGAAGCAGACCUCUCCAGCGCAGCCCCGGAGCUGAACCCGGCCGUGACCGCUGCUCUGCUGCAGCUCUUUUCCCAGCAAGAGGAGUCGCUGAGCCACGCCGAGCACCAGCCCGCCCGCUCCGCCGACUACGGCAGGUCCCACUCGUCCAGGACUUACAGCGCCGAGGGCUCUGAUGGGGGAUUCGGGGCCGAGGAGCUGAACUCUGGCCAGACGCUGCUGGAACCCUCUGCCCAGACUCUGGGGAAAAGCAGGACCUUCUUGGGCUCCGUGAGCCACCUCGGGGAGACGAGCAAUUACCAGGGCAUGGGCUCUGUCCAGUUCCCAGGGGACCAGGACCUCCGCUUCACCAGAGUCCCCGUGGCGCUGCACUCGGUCGGGCAAUCCUUCAGCAAAACCGAGGGGAGCAACAACACGCUGGUACACCCGGAGGCCAAAAUUCAAACCUACAACGAGCUGGGUGCGGGGACGGCCGGUUCCAGUGGGGCAGGAACCGGGCACGGUUGGGGAGCCCCGGCCCAGGCUGCGCCCUACGGGAAGGCGUUCCGCGGGCCGGGCCGGGUGCCCCCGCGGGGGGGCCGGGGCCGGGGGGUUCCUUACUGAUGCUCAUCCUCUGCCGUCGCCUCCCUCCCUCGCUUCCGACCGUAGCGACGUGAUGUUGGCCAGGGCCGGCUCUCGGCCGCGCUCGGCUGCUGCAAAGCUCUCUGUUGCAUCCCUCGCUCGCCCGGUGCCUCGCUGCAGUGCGCCGGCCAGACCUCUCGUGCUUGGUUAGCGACAAUAAAACGGCGCUGAGCUUCCUGCCCUGAGCCAGCAGAUGGUGGGGGAGCUGUUGAAAAUGGGAUGAACGGAACGAACCCGCCGCGGGGGGGGGAAGGAGGAAAUAAAGCAACGAGGCGAGCGGGGCAGCGGUGCGGCGCGCAGGGAGGAGCGGGGCAGGGUUCAGGUAGGGCCAGGGGACAGCCUGGUUCCCAAAGCAGAUUUCUUUCCUUUGUUUUUUUUUUUUUUUUAAAUCCCCUUUAAAAGAAAAAAAAAAUAGAAUAAAAAAUAAAAACGGAGCUGUUUGCUGCAGGGACACCCGGCUCGGGCU